AAGGAAGCUCCGCCCAGGCAUCGGACGUCUCUUCAAAGUGAACGCCCUGUCCCGCUAGAGUUACACGAAACUACGGACUUUAUAGUGCAACAGUUACAGUGCACCAGUUCAGGAAUAACUUUACGCCAGCCUUUUAGGCUAAGUGUUGGAAGUAUAAUGCCUGUACGGGUUGUUUUACAAGGCCCUGGACCGUGGGGAUUCCGUCUGGUCGGGGGGAAAGAUUUCGAGCAGCCUCUUACAAUCUCGAGGGUGACCCCAGGAAGUAAAGCUGCUCAGGCUGACCUUUGCAUUGGGGACAUGAUCCUGGCCAUAGAUGGAGAGUCAACAGAGGGCAUGACUCACCUGGAAGCACAGAAUAAAAUCAAAGCCUGUCUUGAGGAAAUGGUACUUUCCAUUGACAGAUCAGAGACAAAAAUGUGGUCCCCACUGGUCACUGAAGAAGGAAAGCCCAAUCCAUACAAGAUGAAUCUGGCAAAUACAGAUACACAGGAGGUAAAACAAAUAGGUUCUGCUCAUAACAGGAGUGCUAUUCCAUUUAAUUCUGGAAGUCCCAGGGUGGUCACCAACCUUUACAAUAACCCCGCUGGCCUGUAUUCCUCUGAGAACAUUAAGAGUUUCAACAGCGCAGUGGAUGAUGUCCAGACUUCUGCUGUCUCCAAUGAAGCCAGUAGGAACUCAGAUCCCUAUAAACCUGGCCAGCCAAAGCCUGCAUUACCUGCAGACUCUGAGGUGUACAAAAUGCUGCAGGAGAAUCAAGAAUCCAAUGAGCCACCUCGCCAGUCUGCCUCUUUUAAAGUUCUGCAGGAGAUCCUGGAAACUGGUGAUGGAGAUAAACCCUCUGGCUUCAGAAGUGUCAAGGCCCCCAUCCCAAAAAUUGGAGCCUCAGUUGGGAAUCCUGAAAGACUCUCACUAUGUGAAAAAUGCGGUUCAGGGAUUGUAGGAAUGAUUGUCAAAGUCCGAGAUAAGUUUCGUCACCCAGAGUGCUACGUUUGCACAGACUGCGGAAUCAAUCUCAAGCAGAAAGGACACUUUUUUGUUGAGGACAAGAUUUACUGUGAGAAACACGCACGUGAACGCGUCACUGCUCCAGAGGGUUAUGACAUUGUCACGGUUUUUCCAAAGUAGAAUCUUGCCAAGAUUCUACUUUAAAACUGCACAUUCCCUUAUGUGGGGUAUUCCUUCUGAAAUCUGUACCACUUUAUUUGGAUAGUCUUCCGAUGAGGCUGCUUUCUUGGCAGCAUGAAUGUUUGAAAAAACUCUUACAUGCUCAGACAGAAGUGCAUAGAUUUAAAGGGAGUUUGGCAACAAUAAUCAGGAAAUGUGAUUCAACAUCACCUAAAUGUGUAUAUAGGGUCUAUCCAGAUUAAGUGCUAUUGUUAUCAUACAUUCCAAUGUCUUCCAUACAUUCCAUACAUGUAUCUAUUUUUAUAAAAGGCUAAUAUUAUUGGUGCUAGGGUGUCUUAAGACCUCUUACUGCAUAAAAAGUUGAUCAUUGAAAUGUAAUCUGUAAUCAUGGUCAUAUUUCUCACACACAUUGGUAUGUAAAAUUUAUUCCCUGUAUGUAUAUUAUCUUUUUGGAUUCUCAAUAUUUUUUUUAUGAAAUAACUUGUUGAGCCAUGGUAGAAAAAUAAAAUGUUGCAUAUCCAUUGUGA
Molecule: messenger RNA, 1652 nt
Organism: Pimephales promelas (fathead minnow)
Lineage: Eukaryota; Metazoa; Chordata; Actinopteri; Cypriniformes; Leuciscidae
Gene: pdlim1
Product: PDZ and LIM domain 1 (elfin)
Biological process (GO): actin cytoskeleton organization; heart development; muscle structure development
Cellular component (GO): filamentous actin; adherens junction; stress fiber
Molecular function (GO): muscle alpha-actinin binding; actin binding
Source: RefSeq, a predicted model, not a curated record